UCACAUAAACUGCAAAUAUUUCUCUUUCUUCUUCUCAUUCUCUCUUUAUAGCAUAAUCUUGAUUCUUCACGUUAUCUGGCCAGUAUCUGAUUGUAUCUGACUUUAACUUUCGCUGAUCCCAUGUCAUCGCCUUACGUAAUCUCCAACUCCCAACUAAUUUUUUUUCUCUGCCUGCUCUCUGCCGCCUCCCAACUGCUGCGAGAUCCUGGUUUUCUCCAGCAUUUCUGAUUGAUAGAAAACAGAGAUAGAACGAUAGUCACAGUACCAUGGAUUAUCAGUCAGUAUUUGGAGCCACCGCUGCAGCGAUCAACGGCGGCGCCACCCCGCUCAGCAGCACCGCGCAGGAGCACACGAUGGCGACCGUUCUCUGCUGCAACUGCGGUGUGCCCAUCGACGGCACGAGCGGUCUGUCGAUGUGCUACGACUGCAUCAAGCUCUCGGUCGACAUCACGGACGGGAUCCAGAAGGAGAGCACGCUUAGUUUUUGCAGAAACUGCGAGCGUUUCUUGAGACCGCCUAGUCAGUGGGUUGCUGCUGCUUUGGAGAGCAGAGAGCUGUUGGCUUUGUGUUUGAAGCGAUUAAAAGGACUGCAGAAGGUCCGCCUCAUCGAUGCAUCCUUCAUCUGGACCGAACCUCACUCGCGAAGAAUCAAAGUCAAACUGACCGUGCAAAGCGAAGCGUUCAACAACACGAUCGUGCAGCAGUCGUUCGAAGUCGAGUACAUCGUCAUCGCGACGCAGUGCCCCGACUGCGCCAAAUCCUUCACCGUCAACACCUGGCGCGCGACCGUGCAGAUCCGUCAGAAAGUUCCCCACAAGCGAACGUUUUUCUACCUCGAGCAGCUUAUCUUGAAACAUAACGCGCACCGCGAUACGAUCUCCAUCCUCGAAUCAAAAGACGGUUUGGAUUUCUUCUACUCCCAGAAGAACCAUGCGGUCAAGAUGAUUGACUUUUUGAGCGGCGUGGCCCCGAUCCGGACAAAGAAGUCCGAGGAGCUCAUCUCGAUGGACACACAUACUGCCGUCCGCAGUUACAAGUUCACGUUCUCGGUCGAGAUCAUCCCGAUCUGCAAAGACGACCUCGUCUGUCUUCCCAAGAAAGUCGCCCGGGCGGCGGGCAACAUCUCGCAGCUCGUGCUCUGCAGCCGCAUCGGCAACACCAUCCACCUGCUCGACCCGUUCUCGCUGGACUCGACAGAUUUACAACCGUCCGUGUACUGGCGCCAGCCAUUCACGUCUCUUACCAACAGCUCGAACCUGACUGAGUUUGUCGUGCUCGACAUCGAACUCACUGGAGCUGAGAAGGGAAGAAUUGCCAUGGCUGACGCGACCGUGGCGCGGUCGGCAGACAUGGGCCGCAACGACACGACGUACUACGUGCGCACACAUCUCGGAGGUAUCUUGCACCCGGGAGACACCGUGCUCGGAUACUUUUUGUCCAACGCAAACUUCAACCACGAUCUCUGGGAUACGCUCGACCAGCGCAACAUUGCGGACGUCGUGCUCGUCAAGAAAUCGUACGCGCGCAGGAAGAAGAACAAAGGCCGCAACUGGCGCCUUCGUCGCAUGGCGAAGGAGUACAACGAGAUGGAGGACUCGGCUGCCAUGUCGACCAAGCAGCGACAGAUGGAAGCCGACCGGAUCGAGCGCGACUACGAGCUCUUCUUGCAGGAGCUCGAAGAAGAUCCCGAGCUGCGCAGCACGAUCAACCUUUACAAGGCGCCCAACUCGCAGAACCCGGAGAGGGUUAGACCUACUAGGCCGACGAAGAUGGAGGGCAUCGAGGAGGGUGAGGAGCCGGUUGCUGAUGCGGAUGGGGAUGCGGCGAUGGAGAUGGAUGAGGGAGAGGAGGUUGACGAUGACGAUGAUGAGUCGGAUGGAUCGGCGCCUGAUGUUGGUCUUGAUGAGUUGCUGGAUGAGAUUGACGAGCUUACUUUGGAGGAUGCAUACCAGUCUGAGUAGUUACUCUCGAGAUUAUAUUUUUAUUUUUUUGUUUGUAAACAGCCAUUGUCACUGGGUUCAUUAAGGUAUUCUUUGUUCUUACUUUUGUACUUUAUCGUUGAUUGUUCUGAUGAUUGUC
Molecule: messenger RNA, 2079 nt
Organism: Myxozyma melibiosi
Lineage: Eukaryota; Fungi; Ascomycota; Lipomycetes; Lipomycetales; Lipomycetaceae
Product: NMD3 family-domain-containing protein
Exons: 2
Coding region: 267-1961 (564 amino acids)
Biological process (GO): ribosomal large subunit export from nucleus
Cellular component (GO): nucleus; cytoplasm
Molecular function (GO): ribosomal large subunit binding
Source: RefSeq, a predicted model, not a curated record